AUGAAGUUCCUCCAGCCUCUUUUGUUGAUCGCGCCCUUAACUGUGGCCUUGCGACUGGAUAGGCGGGGUAAGGUUGUAUAUGAUGGCUAUAAGAUAUUCCGCGUGGCACCAGGGGAUAAUAUUGCGGCCUUUGAAGCCCAGUUGGAAUCUCUGGAGGCUAUCGACCUCACCCACAACCAUGGCCAUGUGGAGGAGGAGCACUUCGAUAUCGCAGUGCCGCCUGAGAAUCUUUCAGCGUUUGAGGCGCUGAACUUCACCUCCGAGGUGUUAACCGAUGAUCUUGGAGUUGACAUAGCUCUCGAAGGAGAGCUUGCUGAAUAUCCUGGACUAUUAAGCGCGGCUGCUCUUCCAAGCCUUUCAUGGUUCAGCGCGUACCAUGCUUAUAAUGACCACUUGACGUUUUUGAAAGAUAUACAGGCGUCUUUCUCCUCUAACUCGGAGCUUAUCACAGCCGGGAAAUCAUUUGAGGGCCGCGAUAUUCAGGGUAUUCACCUCUGGGGAAGCGGUGGCAAGGGCUCGAAACCUGCUGUUUAUUUCAAUGGCAAUGUCCACGCUCGCGAAUGGAUUUCCUCGAAGGUUGUUGAAUAUCUUACAUACCAACUUGUUGCUAACUACAACAAUGACACGACGGUCAAGAGCUUUCUCGAUAGUUACGACUUCUAUAUCUUACCUAUAGUCAACCCCGACGGUUUCCUCUAUACACAAACUACGAACCGGUUGUGGCGGAAGAAUCGCCAGACGCGAUCCGGCACCUCUGCUAUUGGCACGGACGUCAACCGGAACUGGCCUUAUAAAUGGGAUGGAGAGGGGUCUUCUACGAGCCCCGGGUACCGUGGCGCUGCAGCAGGCGAUACUCCAGAGAACACUGGUAUCCGAACAUUGGGCGACCAACUUGCGAAAAGCAAUGGUAUUAAGCUGUACAUCGAUUGGCACAGCUACGGACAAUAUAUCCUGACGCCCUACGGCUACUCAUGCACAGCAGCGGCUUCAAAUCAGGCUAAGCAAGACUCACUAGCUAAAAAUACUGCUUCCGCUAUCGCAAAGCCAUACGGGACUCGAUUCACUACCGGUCCGAUCUGCUCUACGCUCUAUGCCGCUGCUGGCGGGAGCAACGAUUAUGUGACUGACGUCGACAAGGCAGAAUAUGGAUGGGCUAUCGAACUCCGUGAUACUGGCCGAAACGGAUUCACGUUACCCGCCGAUCAAAUCCUCCCAACUGGUAUCGAGAUAUGGGAAGGGAUGAAGUAUCUUUUCGCUAAUAUGUGA
Messenger RNA from Daldinia vernicosa, 1266 nucleotides. RefSeq lists its product as uncharacterized. NCBI's taxonomy places the organism in Eukaryota, Fungi, Ascomycota, Sordariomycetes, Xylariales, Hypoxylaceae. The record is from RefSeq and is a predicted model, not a curated record. Gene Ontology annotation, molecular function: zinc ion binding; metallocarboxypeptidase activity. The transcript is spliced from 8 exons. Gene Ontology annotation, biological process: proteolysis. Bases 1 to 1266 code for a protein of 421 amino acids.